AUGAAGACCAUUUUGUUCCUGGGGCUCAUCCUCUUUGCAGUGCUGCAACUGCCCAGGGCUGAAGGCAAGACUUUUGGGAGAUGCGAGCUGGCGAGGGUCCUGUGGCAGAAUGGCUUUGAGGGGUACAUAGGUCACAAAACGGCUGACUGGGUCUGCCUGGCGCAACACGAGAGCGGAUAUCAAACUGACGCUGUGCAUGACAACGGCAGCAGCCGCGACUACGGAAUCUUCCAGAUCAAUAGCCAGUAUUGGUGUGAUGACGGCAGGACUCCCGGUACCGAGAAUGCCUGCCGAAUCUCCUGCAGCAAAUUUCUGGAUGAUAACAUUAAAGAUGAUAUGCGCUGUGCCAAGAAGAUUGCCCUGGAAGCCGGAGGCCUGACCCCCUGGGAGGCUUGGCACAGGUAUUGCCAGCGAAAUGUUGAUCGCUACGUCCGGGGCUGCUGA
Heteronotia binoei (common prickly gecko) is the source of this 444-nucleotide messenger RNA. RefSeq names its product lysozyme C-like. The record is from RefSeq and is a predicted model, not a curated record. Bases 1 to 444 code for a protein of 147 amino acids. The transcript is spliced from 4 exons. Gene Ontology annotation, molecular function: lysozyme activity. NCBI's taxonomy places the organism in Eukaryota, Metazoa, Chordata, Lepidosauria, Squamata, Gekkonidae.